GCUCUUGACAACACUAUGUGUUAUACUUAUCUUAAUCAGGAGAUUCAAGAUGGACUUUAUUCUUCUAGCUGGCUACUUGAAACUUAUACCAGUUGAGUUGAUUUGGGCUUAUCCAAGAUCAAUUCUAAACAUCCAUCCAUCUCUGCUUCCAGCUUUUGGAGGCAAAGGUUAUUAUGAUAUGAAGGUGCAUAAAGCAGUUAUUGUUUCUGGAGCAAGAUACUUAGGUCCAACAAUUCAUAUUGUUGAUGAGCAUUAUGACACUGGAUGAAUACUUGCUCAAAGAGUUGUCUUUGUGCUUGCCAAUGACACUAUAGAGGAAUUGGCUGCUAGGGUUCUUAAUGAGUUUGAUUUUCAUGGAAGCUACAUGUUCCAAGGGAAGGGUGAAUGAGUCGAUACCCUUGAUCUUGUCUUGCCAAAGCGGCUGUAGCUAGAUCGAACUGCGGAGAAGCUAACUGGCCGGUUGUCCUAAGAGAUUUCCUGGAAAUCUCCGUCGACUAAUCUGCUUACCGAGCUUCUUACAUUCAUCUCCUCAGUUCAAGAUGUGAUUCUUUUUUUUCUUUUUUUUUUAACGAUUUGUUGUUGUUGAUGUUGUGGAUGAGAAGGGGAGAGGAGAGGAAAAUGGCAUAGGAUUUAGCCUUUUUUAAGAGACCCUUCUCUGACAUCAAAAUCGGUCACCUUCCGGGCAAUCUGCUUUGAUUUUCCGGUAGUUUGCGUCUAUAGGUGACUAUAUUUCCUUUUU
Messenger RNA from Rubroshorea leprosula, 739 nucleotides. NCBI's taxonomy places the organism in Eukaryota, Viridiplantae, Streptophyta, Magnoliopsida, Malvales, Dipterocarpaceae. The record is from the annotation of a GenBank genome assembly.